Molecule: messenger RNA, 894 nt
Organism: Aureobasidium melanogenum CBS 110374
Lineage: Eukaryota; Fungi; Ascomycota; Dothideomycetes; Dothideales; Saccotheciaceae
Exons: 3
Coding region: 1-894 (297 amino acids)
Cellular component (GO): cytoplasm
Source: RefSeq, a predicted model, not a curated record
AUGGCUUCAGCACACGAUCUAAGUGCCUGGGACAAGGAUGGCAGAGUCUUUCUCUUUACAUCGCUGACGGCCGGAUCCUCGCACAUCAUCACGGCAACCUCACGCAUCGAGACAAUUCUCAAUGCCAACAGAAUCCCCUUCAUGGCCAUUGACACGGCGACAAAUGAACUAGCCAAGAAGCUUUGGGGUCGUCGUUCUCGAGGCAAAAAACUUCCUGCCCUGGUCAAGGAAGGCUUUGUGAUAGCUGACCUCGAAGAAGUCGAAGAAUGGAACGAGUUUGGCGAGAUCAAAGAGAACAUAGGCGAUAUCCCACCUGCCAGCUCUGCCCCUGCGCCCGGCGGUGAAGGAGUAACCACUCGAGCAACCAUGCACCCCACCACCCAACCUCCUGCCCAACUCCCUAUUAAGCCUACCGCUACCGCCGCAACCACCGCAACAAAACCAGUCGACGAGAAGCAUGAGUCUCUGCAAUCACCCAUGGCAACACUGUCCAUGAAAGAAGCUGCUACCGAGGCCGCGAGCAUAGGCGCAGCACGCAAGGGUCCUGAACCAGGCAUCAACGAUACCAAAGUCGCUCCACUCAAGUCGAACACUGCCGCCCAGACCUCCAGCACGCCGGCACCUUUGGACCCAGAAGAAUCAUCCAAGGCAACAUCAUCUGCACCUUUGACAGCCGUCGAUUCAAGUGAUGCUUCCGUCGCAGCCACUCCUGCAGGUACUAUCCAGCAGAAACACAGAGGAAGUAGUGUUAGCACUGCAGAUCCAGAGGAAAUCAAAGAGUUGGAAAAUUCUAUUGCUAUUCCUGAAGCAGACGAGGAGGAUGAAGAAAAACCAAAGACACAAGAUCAGGAAGCCGCUGUUGCGGAACAGGCGUCGGUUAGUGUUCAAGAUUGA